Molecule: messenger RNA, 1573 nt
Organism: Solenopsis invicta (red fire ant)
Lineage: Eukaryota; Metazoa; Arthropoda; Insecta; Hymenoptera; Formicidae
Gene: Ts
Product: thymidylate synthase
Exons: 4
Coding region: 379-1326 (315 amino acids)
Biological process (GO): dTMP biosynthetic process
Cellular component (GO): mitochondrion; cytosol
Molecular function (GO): thymidylate synthase activity
Source: RefSeq, a predicted model, not a curated record
UAUUGUCAUGAAAAAGUAAUGCAAGAUAGAGCUUUUUUUACGGUUUUGCAUAUAAUUUAAUAUAUCACAAUAUAUAAAAUUUUGUUUAUGAAAGUUUAUAUACAUCAUGCUAAUCUGCGAUCUCUUUCUUUUUCUUUGGAGCUAGAAACCAAUGGGAAGAGUCACGUGUUACAUGUAUCUGCGUUUUCCCGCGCUUGGCCGCAUAUAACCGUCGAUCGAUUCGGCUGAGUUGGCUAAAAUAUCUCAAAGAAGAUAUGUGUCAAAUUUAAAUGUAAUUCCGUGAUACGGCUUUCCAUCGCACUGCCUAGAUCGAUUUUUUAUUCGGUCGUAUCUUGCAUAGUUCGGGUAUUAUUGUAAUACGAUAUACACGGUAAGGAGAUGUCGAACGGCGUCGAAGGAUCAUUGCGAGGCACGACGCAAGACAUGGAACAUAAAACGGACGAAAAGCUGAAGACAGAAGAGCACGAGGAGUAUCAGUAUCUACGACUUAUCGAAAAGGUUAUUAAGACUGGAGCGAAGAGAGGCAAUCGUACUGGCGUCGAUACCUAUUCCAUCUUCGGCGCGCAAAUGCGUUUCAGCUUACGAGAUGGUGUUUUCCCAUUACUGACAACUAAGAGAGUAUUUUGGCGAGCGGUGGUUGAGGAACUGCUGUGGUUUAUCAAAGGAUCGACAAAUUCUAAGGAAUUAACAGACAAGGGUAUUCACAUUUGGGAUGAGAAUGGUUCGCGGGCUUUUCUGGACUCUUACGGCUUCACCAACCGAGAAGAGGGUGAUUUGGGGCCUGUCUAUGGUUUUCAAUGGCGACAUUUUGGCGCCGAAUACAAAGACAUGCACACAGAUUAUACAAGACAAGGAAUAGAUCAGUUAAAAGAAGUUAUCCACAAAGUGAAGCAUUCUCCAGAGGAUAGACGUAUUAUAAUGUCGGCUUGGAAUCCGGUUGAUAUUCCAAAAAUGGCGUUGCCACCGUGCCACACAUUCGUACAGUUUUACGUAAAUAACGGAGAAUUGUCCGCUCAGCUUUAUCAAAGAAGCGCGGAUAUGGGUUUGGGAGUGCCAUUUAAUAUAGCAUCGUAUUCUCUGCUGACUUACAUGAUCGCUCAUGUUACAGGAUUAAAGCCAGGAGAAUUUGUACAUACAAUGGGAGACUGCCAUGUCUACGUCAAUCAUAUAAGCGCCCUUGAGGAACAGGUGAAACGCGAACCGCGCGAGUUUCCAAAAUUAAAGAUAGUCAGAGAGAUCAAAGAUAUCGACGAUUUCAUUGCCGAAGAUUUCGAAUUGAUAGAUUACAAGCCAUACGCCAAACUCUACAUGAAAAUGGCCGUCUGAGCUCUAUUAUCUCACUCGAAUAAGCUUAAUCCUCUGAAAGAUCUAUGUAAAAUUUACAAUUUUGCUCUCGUAACAUUCGUGGAAUUAACGAGGCAAUAUCGAGUUUAAUGUACUUAACUAAUAAACCAAUGUGCUAAGAACUAGUCUUUCUACGAACUAGUAUUUACGAUCAGUAUUUCAGAUACACCAAUUAAAUGAUAGUACUUUCAAUUAUAAUAUUUUUCGAUUUCAGAGAGACGUAAAAAAA